Messenger RNA from Durio zibethinus, 1048 nucleotides. Its product is annotated as F-box protein At4g00893-like. Lineage: Eukaryota; Viridiplantae; Streptophyta; Magnoliopsida; Malvales; Malvaceae. The record is from RefSeq and is a predicted model, not a curated record.
AGACAAAUUAAUAUUGUACGUACGUAGAUAUAUGUAAAUGGCAGAAACAAUUGUCAAGGUAUACUCGAAGAUUCAGAGGACGAUGGAAAGGGAAAGGAAUCAUGGUCUGGCUUUUACCAGAGCUUUUGCAUUUGGUAUCAUCACACCUAUUUGCUGGGGAUCUUGCCAUCUUCGGAGCCAUAUGCAAGUCAUGGCACUCAAUCAAUGUAACUAGACCUCCGCCGCCGCACAAUUCCCAACAUAAUUAUCCUCGCUCUCCAUAUUUGCUGUCCUUACUGGAUAAUGGUACUUGUAGAUUCUUCCAUCCUCAGUACAAGGGAAUCUAUCAAGUACAUAUUCUGGAGUUAUUAGGCGCGCGCAUUCGAUUCUCAAAAUAUGGUUGGUUGCUUUUAACUCGAGAUGAUUUCAGUGUUCUAUUCUUCAAUCCCUUCACAAGGGAAAAGAUAGAACUUCCCCAUUAUCCCCAUGAUGAUGGUGCAUUCGCAACAAUGUAUUUUUCCUUACCUCCAACUUCCUCAAGUUGGUUUGUCAUUGGAAUUUAUCAAAACGGUCCAUGUUUUGGCAUUCUCAAUUGUGGCGAAGACAGUUGGACACUUAAUGAAUUGUACACAACUGAGACGUUCUUUUUAUCUAGUUGUCCUCCCGUCUUAUACGAGGGACAAUAUUAUUAUAUGGGACGUCAAGGAGAGGUAAUGGCAUUUGAUAUAUACGACACUGAAAGUGAGUGGACAGUUCUUCCAAAAAUUCAUCAUAGAUCUAACUUAAUUGGUUCACGUGACGAAGAAUGCAAAACUUAUGCCAUUAGUCGAGGUUUCAUGCAGAAAAUGAUGGCGAAUUGAUAGUUGUCUUUGUGUCAUCCGAAGAAGAGAAACAUGUCUACAUUAAGAAUCUUACUACAUGGAAAUUGAGGCGUAAAAAUGAAAAGUUGAUUGAUGAAAUGAUUUAUGUAAGACCCGGAGCAUCCUUUUUAGAAGCGGUUGAAGUGAGAGGAAUGAACAAUAAAGUAUAUUUUCCAAGAGUCGAAGAAAAAUAGUUGUGUAUUCUACUC